AUGUCCGUAGCUGGUCCCUCGCGACCUCCAACUCAGGUUACGGCCCCAUCGACGUCGGGCGACUCGGAGUCUAUCGUUCCUCCUCGUGUUGGGCCUGAUGUGGCUGUCCUGCGCGAGCUGGGGAAGCAGGCGCUCGUCGAGGCCCUCAAUGAGGUGCAAGGUACCAAGACGCUUGUGUUGGAUUCGGCGUUAGCGGGGCCGCUUGGCCUCGUAACGGACGUUGCGAGCUUGAAGCACCACGGCGUCGACAAGAUGUUCUGGCUCGAGCCCGGCCCGCUCAACGUCUCGACCCGCAAUGUGGUAUGGCUCUGCCGCCCGAAGCGCGCACACAUGCGCAUCAUCGCCGAGCAGGUCCGCGCCGCCCCCGGCCUCGUCUAUACAGUCCUCCUCGUUCCCCGCGUCACCGAGCUGUGCCGGAGAGUACUGGAAGAUGAAGGCGUCGUCGGCGACAUAACCCUGGCCGAGUUCAAGCUUGAGCUCAUUCCGAUCGAGAACGACGUACUGAGCCUCGAGCUCGAUGACGUUGCGCGCGAUAUCUUCCUCCGCGGAGACGACACGCCUAUCUACUACUCGGCCCUCGCGCUUGGUACGCUGCAACGCGCGUUCGGGAGCAUCCCACGAGUUCUGGCCAAAGGUGAUGCGGCGCAGAAACUCGCCGCCCUGCUGAACCGGCAUAAGCCUGACGUGCCGCCCAGCGAGCACAUCGACAGCUUGAUCAUCAUCGAUCGCGCCGUCGACUGGGUCACGCCCAUGUGUACCCAGCUCACUUAUGAGGGCAUGCUCGACGAGUUUAUCGGCAUCCACCACGCUCACAUGGAGGUCGACCCCAAGCUGCUUGAUCCCAACGCCAGCGCCGGCAAGAAGAGGAAGCACCACCUCUCCUCGGCGGAUAGGCUCUUUGGCGAUCUGCGCGAUCUCAACUUUGCGGUUGUGGGGAGCAGGCUCAGCAAGCUCGCACGCCGCCUCGAGACCGACUACGGCGGCGCCAAGAACCUCAAGAGCGUCACCCAGAUGCGCGACUUUGUCGGCAAGCUUGGCGGGCUCAAGAGUGAGCAGGAGAGUCUGCGCCUGCACACCAGCCUUGCGGAGCAGCUCAUGCCCCUUACCCAAACGGACGAGUUCAACAAGACGCUCGAGGCACAGCAGAACCUCGUGGCGGGGUUCGACCCAGCCGCACAGCUUGUGAUCAUCGAGGACCUGCUUGCGCAAGAAGCGAGCAUGCCAGCCGUCCUUCGCAGCGCAGUGCUCAUGUCCUUAACUGCGGGCGGUAUCCGUCCAAAGCCUCUCGAGGCGUUCAAGCGCGACUUCCUCCAGACGUACGGUUACCACCACCUGCCCCUCCUCGUAUCUCUGCAAGAGUUAGGCCUGCUUGUGCGCGCUCCCUCGCCCGCCCAGCCGCCUCUCUCUGUCCGCAAGUCGCUUCGCCUGGUCGUAGACGACGUCGACGACGCCAACCCCAAAGACAUCUCGUACGCGUAUUCCGGGUACGCGCCGGCGAGUAUCCGCCUCGUGCAGGCGGCUUCUCAGCGCAGUGGGUUGAGCGGCGACAAGGCCGACGUGGUGCGCAUGGAGGGCCGGCGGCCCAUCACGGGCUUCCGCGGGCUCGAGGACGCCGUCGCAGCCCUCCCUGGUGCAAGCUCGGACUCUGGGCCGGUUGGCCGUCACGCGGCCGGGACGACGCUCGUCUUCUUCCUUGGCGGUUGCACGUAUGCCGAGAUUAGUGCGCUGCGCUUCAUGAGCAGCCAGGGUGGGCGGCAGUUUAUGGUCGCGACAACGGGUAUGGUUAAUGGCACGACGCUGCUCAAGAGCUUUGGCGAUGCGGAUCCGGUGCCGCUAGAGCAGCAGCGAUAG
Messenger RNA from Cutaneotrichosporon cavernicola, 1851 nucleotides. RefSeq lists its product as uncharacterized. Gene Ontology annotation, biological process: vesicle-mediated transport; intracellular protein transport. The transcript is spliced from 4 exons. The record is from RefSeq and is a predicted model, not a curated record. Gene Ontology annotation, cellular component: CORVET complex; fungal-type vacuole. Lineage: Eukaryota; Fungi; Basidiomycota; Tremellomycetes; Trichosporonales; Trichosporonaceae. Bases 1 to 1851 code for a protein of 616 amino acids.